Messenger RNA from Pelobates cultripes (western spadefoot toad), 32557 nucleotides. NCBI's taxonomy places the organism in Eukaryota, Metazoa, Chordata, Amphibia, Anura, Pelobatidae. The record is from the annotation of a GenBank genome assembly.
AUGGCCCUCAAGUAUAAAAAAUCUCGCCAACCAGAAGGCCCCAGUUUACCUGAUAUCAGGCUUUCUUUCAAGAGGCUUGCGAUGGUAAUACCUCCUAAGAUGCCAUCUGAGGCUCAAAGAAAGACGAAAGCCUAAGAAGAGUCCAACGAGGGCGGUGAUUCCUUCAACUUACCCUGACACGUGGAGGUUUUUCAAGCAUUUGAAUCAAAUGAAGAUUCCCUUCCCUUCACAGAAAUUUCAAAUGGUUUCUGCUGAAUUUGAGAAAGAUCUGGAAGGCCGACCUCCAAGAGACCCAGAUUGGGAGUCAUCCACAAGAAACUCAAAGCAGUGGAGGCAAGAGAGACUGCAAGAGACAACCAGCCAAGUAGAGGGACUUACCCAGCAGAUCCAGAAGCUGAGUCAAGCAGUGGCUUCUCUGGAGUCCAAACACAGGCGUCGGAACAUCUGCCUGCGAGGUAUACCCAAGAGGGUUGGUGGAGAACAUAUACUGCCAUUUGCACAAAGGCUGAUUAACUCAUUGGGCUGACAUUUUGUGUACGCAAGGCAGCUGUAGCUUCAGCUGGGACUCCCAGAGUCACUAUAUUGGUGGUCAGAGAUGUUGCCGUGUGAUCCGCCAUCAUGACCCACUGCAGAAUCUUAGAGACUGUACAUUGUGAGGGAUGCUUGGUGGCACUGUACGGUGAUCUACCAAUUGCUGUCCUGCUGGGGAAGCAACAGUUGGUUCUGGUCGCCAAGCAACUGAGAACCAUUGAAUUAAGUACCACUGGGGAGUGAAAGGCUCUCUUAUAGUCCCGCAAGGAGACAUUUAUUUUGUCUUUUGAUGAAAACUCAGAGACUUUAAUGCAGAAACUAGGUAUGCCGGCUGUGCCACCGGUGAAGAUUGCGGCUCCAAAGGAAGGAAUACAAACACAGUAUCCACAGAGAUUCUGGGGAAUGUAUUCCACAACCCCUGGUUAACCAUUCUGCUGGCCGGCUGUAGUCGCAGAUUCAAGGAAAUAUAUAUGCUAUCACCCACACUACUACCUACACAGCCGUGUGGAUGUGGCUUCAAUUCAUUUUCACUGCCAAGUUGUAUUAUGGUUAUAUUAUACUGCAUUUUUUUAAAUUUGUUUUAACCCCUUAAGGACCAAACUUCAGGAAUACAAGGGAAUCAUGACAUGUCACACGUCAUGUGUCCUUAAGGGUUUAAACAGUCCUAUAUUCCUAUUCGUUAUCAGUUAUUUAAUUAAUUAUUGUUUUAAAGUGCUUGUCGCUUCAUACCUAUACUCAUCUUCUAACCUCUAUAUUUCUCCUACUAUUCCCCUAUAAUGAACCGGAUGUAUACUGUGUGUACAAACUCCAAUAAAAUAUAAAUUUAAAUAAAUAAAUGAAAUAAUCGAGCUGGUAAAAUCCACCAACUCAGCUAUUUUUACAGAUCGGUUACUUUGUCCUAAACUGUUCAAGUCCCUUGUCAGUUCUAACAAUUCCAUUUGUAGUAGAUGACCUCACUAUUGUACAUAGAAAGAAUUGGAAUAGUUGAAUCUCCAUUGUUGGAUCAGAGGGGGGGGAAAAGUAACACAUUUUACAGAUUUUUGUCAAUGAUGCCAACUUGGCACCAUAAUUCCAUCAAUCAAACCUUGUUUUUUUAAGGUUGAUAUCUCUUCGGACCAGACUGCCAGGUCUGUUAUAGGUUAAAAGAACACUUACACUUUGUAAGUGUGAUAAGCCAAAUCACCCUUAUUAAAUUAAGAUUUGGCUAAUUUCAAAAGAAAACUGAUCCACAGUCAAACAGAAGUGCAAAUUAUUUUGGAAUAGCCUUAUUUGCUUUUAGUGAUUAACCAAAUUGGUUAAAACAGCUAAAUUUGACUGCUGUUAGGUUGGCAUUUGUCAUUUAGUGAAUAGAUCCCUCUAACGAUACUCCAAUCUUAAAUUCUUCCCAUAUCUAACUCAUACAUUAGUGGUAUUUUUUCCCCUGCAGCAUAUUAAUUCAGUAAGAAUUGAGCUGUGAUGCAGUUCAGCUAUUUUCAAAUAAACCUCACUGUCACAAUGAGGGCCAUUUGUAAAUUAGCCGGGAUCCAUUUGUCUCAAUUCGCUCACCAUUUGGUUCUUAGUGAAUACAGUGAACCCUUUAAAGUAAAUUUAACAACCGUACGUAAGGCAACUGAGCCGAAUGCAAUUGCAAAACUGCUUUUAGUGGUUAGUGAAUAGGCACCUCUUCCUGAAAUCUAUUCACAGCUCGGAUAUUAUUUAUAUUCAGUUUAAUAGACCCCACUCCCUUAUUCCCCAAUGGCUAGAUCCAGAUUCACUCCAUGGAUACUGUAAUGGGAUUCCCAUAGCUAGGAGCUGGCCCUGCUUUGUGUUGUCCCUUUAAUUCCCCAUUAUAUUGAUGACUUUAUUCCCUAAUGUGGUUUGUUCUGUGUGUAGCUAUGUAAUUAAUCAAUCACUGGCCCAUUGUGUUCCCAUAGUGCACAAUGCAGAGCAUGCCAUGUAAAUGGAACACAGCCACAGCCUCUCAGCUCCACUUCCUGCUAUGGAAGAUAUGGAAUAAAGGAGAAGCCAUUUUCAAUAAAGUUUUAUUAUAAGGUGUUGAAAAAAAAUCCGCGCAUGCGCCCUUAGCAAGCCCUGCCCCACCCACUUCCGCUCUUGCCCUCAGUGAAGCCCGAUGACGCUCUGCGCAUGUCACCUUUCUGCGUUCUCCAGCGGCCGCGGCAGACUGGCACUGUGUGUAUCUGUGUGUCUGCGCAUGCGCACAGAUAGCCCCUUAGCUGCUUCCGGUUUAGCUCCCGCCCUGUCCGCCAUCUUGGAUGGUGGGAGAGAAAAAAAAAGGGAGGGGGAGUAGAAGGAGAGAGGGAGCUGUAUAGAGAGGACGGGAGGGGGGUGUACUGCUCCCAUUAGACUUCCUACAGAGCGGGCACGCUUACCCAUCUAUUUAUACAGCUGGGCAUUCACAGCAUAGAGAGGGGGCAGCAGGCUGGGCAUUGGCAGCAUAGAAAGGGGGCAGCAGGCUGGGCACUGGGGUAUAGAGAGGGGGCAACAGGCUGGGCAUUGGCAGCAUAGAAAGGGGGCAGCAGGCUGGGCAUUGGCAGCAUAGAGAGGGGACAGCAGGCUGGGCAUUGGCAGCAUAGAAAGGGGGCAGCAGGCUGGGCAUUGGCAGCAUAGAGAGGGGACAGCAGGCUGGGCAUUGGCAGCAUAGAGAGGGGGCAGCAGGCUGGGCAUUGGCAGCAUAGAGAGGGGCAGCAGGCUGGGCAUUGGCAGCAUAGAGAGGGGGCAGCAGGCUGGGGGCAGCAGCAUAGAGAGGGGCAGGGCAGCAGGCUGGGCAUUGGCAGCAUUGAGAGGGGGCAGCAGGCUGGGCAUUGGCAGCAUUGAGAGGGGGCAGCAGGCUGGGCAUUGGCAGCAUUGAGAGGGGGCAGCAGGCUGGGCAUUGGCAGCAUAGAGGGGGCAGCAGGCUGGGCAUCGGCAGCAUUGAGAAGGGGCAGCGGGCUGGGCAUUGGCAGCAUAGAGAGGGGGCAGCGGGCUGGGCAUUGGCAGCAUUGAGAGGGGGCAGCGGGCUGGGCAUUGGCAGCAUUGAGAGGGGGCAGCAAACUGGGCACUGGCAGCAUUGAGAGGGGGCAGCAGGCUGGGCACUGGGGUAUAGAGAGCUAGAAUGUAAAGAUUGAAUCAGGGCUCCAUAGACAUACACACCCAAAUAUACACUAUAUUAAUAUAUAGAUAUAUAGACUGAUACAGGGCUGGGGUAAUAGGCUCUAUAGAGAUACACACACACACACACACCCAUAUACACACUAUAUUAAUAUAUAGAUAUAUUGACUGAUACAGGGCUGGGCAUUGACAGGAGAGGGGGCAGCAGGCUGGGCACUGUGUUAUUGAGAGCUAGAAUGUAAAGAUUUAAUCAGGGCUGGGAUAAUAGGCUCCACAGACAUACACACACCCAAAUAUACAUACCAUAUUAAUAUAUAGACAGAUACAGGACAGGGCACACUCCCUGUUAAUGGGGUAUAGAGCAGAUCUCCAGGUGAUUAUAGAAAUCAGGCUAGGUGUACAGGGAGAGGAUAUUUCAUUCCAUGCAUGAUGGUCUAUUCAUUGCAAUCUGCAUGGAGAGCCAGGGCUAAUGUCACUCAGCAUUUCCUCUGAGCGAGAGGCAGAUGUGAAGAGAAGGCUCUGAUUAUACCCUGACAGCCGAGAGACCGCAGUAGACACAAAGAGACAGAUACGCUCAGAAAGGAUCCUGGGAGAGACGGCGACAGGGAGACACAAAGAAACGCUGCUACAUGAAUAGAGACUGCCCGAGAGAGCCAAAGUUGCCUGUCGUGGCAGCUGAGAGGUGAGGGCGGAAAGGCUGCCACACUUGCCUAUGUCCAAAGAGACAGCCAAAGUUAGAGGGACAGGGGGACUAUCAGCCCGAAGAGCCAGCAUGGGAGGCUGCGGGCAGAAAUUUCUCCUCCUCGCCCAUUGAGUGCCGCAAGACCGGCGAGGAGAGAUACCCAGUGGCACGGGGAAACAUUCAGGUAAGCUAAGUGAAUGUCAGCUCUGUGUGCCUUUCCAAUGAGACCGUCAUGGUUCGAAUUGGUCCUAUUAAGAAUGGUAAGGUCCAAAGGCAAAAAAUUCCAUUGGGUUGCAGUAUCUGGGCUGCUUGGGUUCUACAAUUAAAUAAUGUGAUGGAAAUCUGCCUGUGUUUAUGAUUUGGAGUGUCCUGGCCCAUUGCUUCUUCACAUUAUUUAAACACUGCCCAUAUGGGCUGGCCCACAGCAGUGGGGUCUCAUAUUGGAAACAUCCUAUAGGGUUUUUAUUUGAGAACGAAAAUUAUUUCAAUAUUGUAAGGCCCUUUGGUGAGUGUGGGGCCUCACGGACAGACCGGUUCCUGUACUCUGUAGCCCCUUGGUUGGACUGACUCACAUUCUGUUGGGCCAUUUGGUUGGACGUACUGCCUCCCACUGGAGACCCUUGGUCAUACUUGUUUCCACCGAAUAGGGCCUCUUGAUUGGACUAGACUUGUGUAAGUGGACAUGGGCCUGCCCGUUGUAUCCCUUUGUGGUUGAAAUUUUGCCUGUUGAAAGGGGACAUUGGUUGGAUUGGCACCGUGCAUGGUGCCUCUCAGCUAUAAUUUGGAGUUUAUUUCAGAAUAUAGCGAGCAGCUGUCUUAGUCAAUAUUGGCAUGCAUAAGUCUCAGGUGAAGCAUGUAAACACUGGCAUGUCUGCAGCAGUGUUAGGGUUGUGGAAUUGAGGCAUUACGGUCUAGUGGCUACAAAUACUCGACGGGGUUUAGGUUGAAGAACUGCUUUAGCAAGGUCUUAGUCAGAUUCUUUCUAGCUUGAAGAAAUCAUAUGUUUGUGAAUUAUUGAAUCUUAAAAUAGCAGAGGUAUUUACUUUGCUAAAGGAACCUGGCAGCAGCUUACAUUGGGUUAAGUAAUUGCAUGAACAUAUGCUGGGUAAGGUCAGUUGAGAUGAAUGGGAUUACGUUGGAGGCGUCAGUACCCAAGGAGUGCUAAGAUUAGGUACUGUGGUUCCUGACAGUUUGCGUGGGUUUAAGGUGCUUGCAUUGAUGAUGUACUUGGGGGUUCAAAACAUGGUUUUGUAUGAGAGGUGGGUAUACUGCCUUGUUUGUGCUGUCCAGCCAAUGCUGUGUACAUGGACUCCUGGUGAUGGAGAAGACUGAAUGAUACAACAGAUAUAAUUCUGCUGACAGAGCUAUGAUUGGCAGAAUGGUAUUGUAGGGUUUGACAGAUUCAUAGAAAUGUUAUUUAUGGAGCACGUAUAUUUAGCACCUAAUAGAAAUAAAAAUAUAUAUAAUUAUUUAUUUUUGUUCUAAAUUAAAGGAGCUUCCAUCACAUCCUCUAUAAGAUAGCCAAGUGCUAGCAUUUUUUUUUUCUUUUUCCUUUCCUUCCUUGAACAAUAGCUUCUGGGGAAAUUGAAGAAAUCUCGCAUGUUUCUGGCUUUUUAUGUGCAUCCGGAUUUCAGAUACGAGGGAUUGUCUAGGUUUCUCAUGAUUGUCUGCAUUGUAGGUGAUACCGAGGAUAUUUGGCUUGGUGUUCCUUUGCAGUUGAGGUUUUUAGUUUAAACUGGGAUCCACCAGGGUCAAAGUGCGUAGUUUGGGGGCAAUAGCCUAUUGACUAUCAUGAUCAGCAUUUGCUUGGGCUCUCCAUUUCCAUAGGCAUAGUCAACGUUCUUGGAAGUCCAUGAAAGGCAAGAACGUAUCUUAAUGGAAAGUGGUAGAGGACAGUUUUGGUGGAACAGUGCUUCCUUGUUAAACCAAUAGUAAUAUGGUACGAGUUCUGUCUGGGUUAUCAUCGGUAUAUCAUCUGGCUUGUGCUGGGUUAAUGUUCAGAGGCGAGUGAUUUUUAGCAGUUCAAUAUAAGGAAUUGUGGAACAAUUUUAUUUAUUGCAAAUGAUCUGUGGUUCAGCAAAGGUGUCAGGAAUUUAAUAUUGUAAUAUUUUGCCAAUGCUUAGAUUGCACCUGUCCGUGUAUUGCAGGCCUUAGACAGCAGGGAGUCCAGCAGGGAUGCUCUGCAGAUUGGCAGUGAGGGGCAAUGCUCUGUGUAGGCCUGGUGUUAUAGUACAGGCACAUAUUGUAUGCUACUGAAAGAAAGCAUUUAUGCAAAGUGGCAAUAAUGGUGCAGUGAUCUUGAUGUUUUGGUUAAGAUUAAAUUGGCUAACGCUUAUUAUAUUAACAGAUGUAAAAUAUUAAAUUGCAUACCUAGCCCCAUUAAACACCUCAAUUUCUUCAGUGUUAAACUUGAUGUUCUCCUCGUACAGUCUCUGCCUGUCAGACUGGGUUGUUGACAGUACACUUUGUAUUUUUUCCCCUAAUAUCGCUUUUCUUGAUCCCUGCUCUUCAUGGUUUGCACAACACAGCGUCUAAGACUUGUAUGCUAUUUGUUGGGCAUUCUGUGUGAGUUUAGACAGCAGACUGCCCUGUGGCUAAUCUAGUACUCUGAAUUAUACUGUGUUUUAAAGGGUUACUCCAGUCACCAUGACCACUUCUCUGAUUUUAACCGGUGAUGGUGCCUUGGGUCUUUUUGUGCAGCGUUUCGAUAUGAGAUGCUGCACAUACUGAGUUGUAACCCUGUAUGGAAUCCAUGGUUAUAGAGGUAGUGUGUAGAAGGUGGGUUAGAGAUGGUGUCUGUAAGCAGUUCAUGAUUAUAGCUGUAGGUGUAAAAGGUUGGUUAGAUAUGGUGUCUGUAUUUUUUAUAGAGGUAGUGUCGUAGGUUGACUAGAGAAGGUGUCUGGAUGCAGUGUGUAGAAUAAUUGUUAGAGAUGGUGUCUGUUUGGACUCCAUGGUUAUAGAUGCAGUGUGUCGAAGGUUGGUUUGAGGAAGUGUCUGUGUGGAGUCCAUGGUUAUAGAUGCAGUGUGUCGAAGGUUGGUUAGAGGAAGUGUCUGUGUGGAGUCCAUGGUUAUAGAUGCAGUGUGUUGAAGGUUGGUUAGAGGAAGUGUCUGUGUGGAGUCCAUGGUUAUAGAUGCAGUGCGUCGAAGGUUGGUUAGAGGAAGUGUCUGUGUGGAGUCCAUGGUUAUAGAUGCAGUGUGUCGAAGGUUGGUUAGAGGAAGUGUCUGUGUGGAGUCCAUGGUUAUAGAUGCAGUGUGUAGAAAGCUGAUUCUCAGUUGUGUCUGUACAGAGUCAGUGGUUAUGAGAGCUUUGCUCUUUCAGAAGGUGAGGACUAGUUUGUUGGAGGCAGCGUCUGUAUAGAGUUCAUGAUUAAAGGACCACUAUAGGCACCCAGACCACUUCAGCUUAAUGAAGUGGUCUGGGUGCCAGGUCCAGCUAGGAUUAACCCUUUCUUCCAUAAACAUUCUGAGAAACUGCUAUGUUUAUAAUAGGGUUAAUCCAGCCUCUAGUGGCUGUCCCAUUGACAGCCGCUAGAGGCGCUUCUCACUGUGAUUUUCAGUGAGAAGACGCUGCUGUCCAUAGGAAAGCUGCGCAUUCGGCCGAUGACGAGGAGGAGAGUCCCCCGCCCGGCGCUAGGAAAAGAGGUAAAUUUAACCCCUUCCACCACCUAGAGCCUGGCGGGAGGGGGGCCCUGAAAGGAGGGGACCUAGAGACCCUAUAGAGCCUGGUAAACGAGUAUGUUUGUUUUCCUGGCACUAUAGUGGUCCUUUUUUUUUUUUUCAAUGUCUUAAUUUUUUUAUUAUUUUGUGCGGUGACGCACUGACAACAAGUAAAGGGGAUACAGAAAGGAAAAAGGGGAAGGGGUAACAUGUGUUGACACAAUCAUCUGUUCCAUUACAAUACUGUAGCGUGACUAACAUCAUGCGGAGGCUAAUAAAGCAGACAGCUUUUACACUCUAAUAUGAGGUUACCAAUUAGAUCUAGGAUCAAUCAAUUUCGGUGGAGGCUAACGGAAGCAUCGGGGAAGAACCUUGGGAGAUUCACCUGCCUGACCUGGGUAGCUCGCGGAGCGGAUGAGCUCUCCUCCUCCCCCAACAUCUAAAGGCCCUCAUCCUGGAAUGCUGUGUGCCUGUCUGCUUGGGUGUUGGGUUGUCUGUCAAUGCUCUCAUCUGGAGUAUUUGUGUCGCUAAACGAAAUGGCCCUCCCUCUACUCCCUAUCCCUCUAUUUGCCGGAAUGUGUUGACACCAACUGACCCAUAAUUUUGUGUGUUUGUCCACUUUGGAUAGCAUCCGGAAUGCAAGGCGCUCAUGUUCGUAAGUCGUGUGGACUCUCUGUUUUACUUCUUGGAUGUUGGGAGGAUCUUGGCUUUUCCAUCUGCUAGCUAUACUAGUCUUGGCGGCUAGCAGUAUGUGAUAGAUAACCACCUUGUGUGGCGAGACCAGUGUACCUGCAUGAAUGUGUAAAAGGCAGCAUUCUGGGCGUAGCGGGAUGGAGUUCCCUGAAACCUCUUGUAUUAAGUUACUGACCUGUUGCCAGAAUUGAGUUAGUAUCGUGCACUCCCAAAAGACAUGGAGUAAGGUGCCCACCUCGACACCACACAUCCAACAAUGUCGUGGAACAGUAGGAUAUAUCUGGGCCAGGCGUGAUGGGACAAGAUACCAUCUCAUCAGUAAUUUACUAAAGCUCUCCCAAUGAGACAGGCUGUGCGAUGAUGCACGCGUAUUUUGGAUUACUUGUAGCCACAUGGGUAGAGGGAAUGUAUUGUUUAGGUCACGCUCCCAUUUUAACAUAUAGUCAUGUUUCAUGGUCCUAUCUACAUCAUUGAUUGCGGAAUAGCUCAGAGAGAGCGGUUUACAUAUGGAUUGAGGGUUAAUGCACCGUCGACCGAAUGUGGUGAGAUGUUCUGGUUCGCUGUGGUGUAUUUUUAAUGAAGAUAGGGCGUGUUUGAUACGCAUGUAAGUGAAUAGCUCCCUAGAAGGUAAUGCAUAUUCGGCUUGUAGAUCAGGGAAUUGUUUCAAGCCCUGUGUUGUGAAGAGACUCUACUGUAGUAAUUCCCUUUUGUGAUCCAUGUUUUCAGUGAGAUGUCACUGAUUAGGUCUUGUAGGCGGGAUAGGGGGGCAAAGAAAAUAGGGUGUGCUUGACCCAUGAGGUCCCCCGCCCAUCUCCUCCAACUGGCUAUCAGAAAGUUGGUAGUAUACAAGCUUUGUGGGGGGAGAUUAGUGGGUGCACUAAGCGACCAUAGUUUUUGGGCUAACGAGGCCAGGUGUAGGCACGCAUUCUCCAAGGGCAACCACACCGGUGUGUUGGCCCUUGGCAAGGUCUCCACACCCUGGGCGAGCACUGAAGCCUUGUAAUACCCUUUUAUAUCAGGGAUCCCUAUGCCUCCUUUAUUUGGAGACAGCCAUGUGAGUCUACGGGCACUAUAGUGGUCCUUUAAUAGACUCCAUUGGGGGAGGGGGGGGAUUCCAAGUCUAGUCCUUAAAGUUCUGUUGUUUUGGUCUAGAAUUUGAAAUUCUCUUUUUAAAGGGUUACUCCAACCAUAAUGGCAAUUCAAGCAGUAUUCAGAGUAUCAGUUAUUGUGUGCUUGGGGCUAAUGGCCAUUCCUGCAGUAUUCAGAGUAUUGGUAGUUGUGUGCUUGGGGCUAAUGGCCUAUUCAGCAGUAUUCAGAGUAUGGGUAAUUGAAUACUGCUGGAAUGGCCAUUAGCCCCAAGCACACAGAGUAUGGGUAAUUGUGUGCUUGAAGCUAAUGGCUAUUCCAGCAGUAUUCAAAGUAUCGGUAGUUGUGUGCUUGGGGCUAAUGGCCUAUUCAGCAGUAUUCAGAGUAUGGGUAAUUGUGUAUAGAGGGGGGUAGGUGGAAACGUCCCAAAAACCAGAGUCUCUUCUUUUCUGGUGGUACAAUGGAUAUAGGUAGAAGGAUCAGGGAGCAGUGCCUGUGAAGGAAUCCCGUCUUUUAGAGCGAUAUGGAGUAGGGAAGGAAAAAGACACGGAUAUGGUGUAGUAUAUUGAGAUCUUAAGUGAUGGUAAAUGAAGAGAAAGGAAUUGCACUUACAAUUUCCUGGAGCCUAUACUCCGCUCCAGAUAUGUGCACCUGGACGGUACAGUCCCCGCCUAUGGAUAUGUAGAUGGUCAUUAGAUAUCCUCAUAAAGGGGGUCUCCAGUGGUGGUAGGGUUUAUCUCCUUUCCAAUGGCAGUAGGCCAGUAUUCAAAUAGUUGGUGAUGUAUAAAAACACAAAAUAGUGCUCCCUGUUUAAUAUAAAAUGAUUUUUUUUAAAAAUGGAGGUAUACUCACAAGUGAAGAGCAAAUAGGUUAUUGCUCAAUAUAUGUAGGCGUAGGUGGUAUGAUCCCACCAAGGAUAUCACUCCUCGAGUCCUCCAGUGGGGGUGUUGGAGAGAGUAAAAGGAAUUAUAUUAUAAAAGAAAAUUAGAAUAAAAAGGAUAGGCUUGGAGGCUCCAAUAGCAUACAUGAGCUAUCUUUAUUGGAGAUAAAAAAAAUAGUAACAUUAAACAGCUUUAAAAAACACUAACGCGUUUCUCCUACAAAGAGGCUUUAUCAAAGUGUUCACUUGGUGGGGAUCAUACCACCUACGCCUACAUAUAUUGAGCAAUAUCCUAUUUGCUCUUCACUUGUGAGUAUACCUCCAUUUAAAAAAAAAUCAUUUUAUUUUGUAUUAUACAGAGAUCACUAUUUUGUGUUUUUAUAUAUAACCAACUAUUUGAAUACCGGCCUACUGCCAUUGGAAAGGAGAUAUACCCUACCACAACUGGAGAGCCCCUUUUUGAGGACAUCCAUAGGCGGGGAUUGUACCGUCCAGGCGCACAUAUUUGGAGCUGAGUAUAGGCUCCAGAAUAUUGUAAGUGCAAUUCCUUUCCCUUUAUUUACCAUAACUUAAGAUCUCAAUUUACUACACUAUAUCCGUGUCUUUUUCCUUCCCUCCUCCAUAUCGCUCUGAGCAUGGGAAUUCCUUCACAGGCGCUGCUCCCUGAUCCUACUACCUACAUCCAUGGGUAAUUGUGUGCUUGGGGCUAAUGGCCCUUCCAGCAGUAUUCAGAGUAUGGGUAAUUGUGUGCGUGGGGCUAAUGGCCAUUCCAGCAGUACUCAGAGUAUGGGUAACUGUGUGCUUGGGGCUAGUUGCAGCCCCAGCACACGUGAUCUUGGCAGCCCACAACUCUCUUCUGGGCUGUCUAACGUCCAUUCUGUGCACAUUUAACUUCUGUCUUCAGCGCUCCUGCCUCAUUCCAUUGUAGAAAGUAUAUUUUAAAAAACAAAUACUCCACCACCUUCCCUCUUUUUGCCAGCCAGCAGCACUCAUGCGCUCUGAGACUGCAAUUAGUCCAUUCACAGACUAAAUGAGAAUUCUGUGAUUGGAACGUGCAGUCCCUGUGAUGAGGUGCAGAAGUCAAUAAAUGGUGCCAAACAUGAGAUGGUCAAUUUGUCUCCCCCACUGUGUUUACUUUAGAAGUUAUCUCCUGCACUGCUAAUGCUGCUUUUUCAUGGAUUUAUGGACUCUCAAGUACAAACAACGUAUUUUUAGUUGUUUGUCUGUCUACCUUUGAAAAUGGGUCUUCAUUUUUGGCUCCUGAUCAUUUUUCUAUCCCGUGCCAUCUUCAGUAACGUGUGGUCACUACCUUCUUCUGCCUCCUUUACAAUGUGUGUUUCAUUGGUAGUUUGUCAGAGAAAGUGUUCUAUACAAACUGGAGUGCAGAAACAAAUGCAUUCAUAGUAGUAUAGAAUCAUAGUUGAGCCUUAAAGGGAAACUAGAGUUCCAGGAAAACAAAGUUUUCCUAUGGGGUUUUGGGUGACCCUUGAUGUCCUCAUGCAUAGCUUGAGGACGUCCAGUGUCAGGUGACCAAAAGUCCCUCUGGAAGUGGAGUUAACACUUUGCAGGGUUCAGGGGCCUGGGAAUAUGCACCCAGACCACUUCAGUUUACACGGGUCAUCGGUCAGGCAAUAUGAAUAGUGCCAAGAUUCCAGAACAGCUAGAAUAUAUGCAAGCAAUGAACAAGAAACUUAUACUGCAAGAUGAGAUAUGCAAAACAGAUCAAAUGCUCCUUAUGGUAUGUGUGUGUGUGUAUAUAUAUGUGUGUGUGUGUAUGUAUGUAUGUAUGUAUGUAUGUAUAUAUAUAUCUAUAAACUCAUUGAGUGAAAACACCAUAUAAAUCUAUCUCACUAGGACUCAUGAAAGUAAAAUGUUCAGCAACAAAGUGCCUAUGGAUCCUGUAAGCCAUGUGUAAGUAAGGAGAAUUUUUUUCAACGCCGCGCAGGGGUCCUUGCAUCUGGUUCUGCCCCCAAUCCGCCUCCUUGAUGACCUCAUCAGAAUUUAAUAUCUCAGCCAAUCACAAUGCUUUCUCGUAGAAAGCAUUGGAUUGGCUUAGAUUGUCAAUUCUGAUAUGAGCCAUGGAGGUGCGGAACCAAACAUUGUCCUGGAUAAUCCGCAUCUCCUCAUAGAUGCAUUGAUUCAAUGCAUCUCUAUGGGGAAUGUUCAGCAUCUUGAUGCAGAGCAUGGAGGUGCUAAAUGUCAGUGGUUCACACUGUGCAGCACUGCCCCAGGAAGCACCUCUAGUGGUCGUGUUACUAGGCUUUAAUGUAAACACUGCAUUUUCUCUGAAAGAUAGUGUUUACAUUAAAAAGCCUGCAGGGACUGACUAUACUCACCAGAGCAAAUACAUUAAGCUGUUGUUUGUUCUGGUGACCAUAGUGUCCCUUGAAGUUGUUUUGGUGCUGAGUGCCAGUUUAACCCCUUAAGGACACACGACAUGUGUGACACGUCAUGAUUCCCUUUUAUUCCAGAAGUUUGGUCCUUAAGGGGUUAAGGAUAAUUGGUCUCUGCUUCGAAUUGACAUUUGAUUGCGUUAAUGAAAAUUCCAACGCAUUCUGUAUGAGAUUUUUUUUUUCCAAAUGUUCAGAUGGCCGUGCUACAUUAAGUACAAUGUGAGACAGCGUGGUGCAGUGAUGCUGGACUGCGAGAGUUGGGGAUCAGCAGUUAAACACCGCUGUAUUGGCUAGCUAGGUAGAAGAUAGGGGGGCCAGUGUGACCUGCUUAAUGAAGGUGAUUGAGGGUGUUUUUUUUAACCGUAUUUCGUUAAAUGAGCUUCUCUGUGUUUGUCUGUUUCACUUCAGGUGUGUUCUGAACCUGUAGGUUACAAUGUAUUUCAGGGGGCAGAAUCUUUUAGUGCCUUUCCUUCCUGCUCCUUUAAGUUUCAGCCAAUGGCAGGCCUGUAACUAUGGCUGUCAGCAGUGGGGGCAGGCACGACACAUAGAGCUGUCUGCAUCGUUCAUCUCCACCACCAAAAUUGCACAGCUCCUUAAUCCAGGAGGGGAGGGGUUAAAUGAGCAGUGUUGGGAUUCUACCGGGCAGAUAAAGGGUUAAGAGCGAUGCUCUUCUGAUUUGCUAUAUGGUGGGGUUAUCGGCUCAGUAGUUUUCUGGAGAGGAAGAUGUUAAUUUAAAUAUCUUUUCACAUCCUGGCAAAUGGAUAUGGUUAGAUAGUUUGUGCUUUGCGAAUAGUUAAUAGACUUCUUUUAAAAUCUAGUACCCUGCUCCAUCUUUAUCACUUGUCUAUCCCUGCCUUCAAUGUGUUCCCCCUUUCACCCAUGUACACUAAUCUUUCUGAUUCCUUUAUUGCACGUACUAUCUUUCUGUGUGCUCUGUUGUCCUUCCUCUCCUCCCAAACCUCCCCCUACCCUCCUAUAUUCCCAGCCAUUGCUUGUAUUGCUCCUCAACGCUUCCCCCAUCUUAUGCAGUUAGCCUCUGUCCUUCCUGGGCCCUUUCCUGUCUAUGCUCUGUGUUCCAUCUUAUUCUUGUGGCCCUGCCACUUGUGGUCUCUUUUGCCUUUCUCUGACUCUUUCCCACACCACCCACAUGUGGCUUCUGUCCUCUCCCCAUUGAUUUUAUGUUCCCUUUUUCCCUCUGUGUCCCAUUUAUCUCAUUAUCUUAUUCUUUUUGACUUUUGUCUCCUCUCACCGUUUGCCUCAGCCCUCUGUCUCCCUCCCUGUGGCCUCCCCCACGGUGCCUCUGGUCUCUGUCCAGCUCUCCCUUCUUUUCCCCUGUGUCUUUUUACUUUCAUUCCUCUUGGGGGUUUUCGUGAAGGAGUUUUGUCAUCUUUCCACAUAUAACCUUAUGCAGACAUAUCAUGAAUGAAUGAAUGAAUGACAAAGCAAAAAUAUAGAAACCAAUAUCCGAUCUUAUUUGUGGUUAUUUUAUAGAUCCAGAGUACAGCUGCAAAGUUGCCGGGUUCUGACUAGUGUGGGCAAAUGUCCAGGCUCCAAGGUGGAGUCCUUUUACUUUGGUUAAUUUUUAAUAUAAAACCUAAAAAUUCAAACAAAUGUAGCAGUGCUCUGGUGGUGCGGGACAGUUAGGACGCUUACACGUUUUGUACACACUUCCUUAAAGACUUCUUCCUACAGUCUGUAAAGGCGCACUAACUAGCAAAACCAAUAAAUACAUCAUUAAAAAACCGACCUGAAUCUAAGAAUCCCCAGGAAGAACCACGUAUGUGAACGAUAGAAAUGCUAAGCAAUGAACAGAUUCGAGUGACACUCCAAAAUUCAACUGGACUGAUCAUGCAAAACGGUUGCAGGCUUAAAAAAAAAAAGCGGGGGGGGGGGAUAAACCCAGUAACAUUUUUACAUAUACAGCAGGAUUAAUUCGAGUAAACAAUCUAUAAAAUGUAACGGGGAAAAAACAAAGUUGCAAAUAAUCCAGAGAAUGACACAUUUUAAACAACCACACAUAAUAGACGGUUGGGACCUUUUUUGUACGCUGAGGCAUCACCGAUCCAGGUCAGCGUAUUCUUCAUUUGUUAGUCUUGCUUGUUUGGGUGUGUUUCACUUAAUUGGCGUGACUUUAUAGACUGUGUGCAACUGUAGGGAGACGUAUUUGAGAACCUGAAUCGCGUUGAGCGUUUUACCAAUGGUGUCCUGUGCUCUGCUCACUAUCUGUAAAUUUUUAUGUUUUAUAUUUCAUUAACCAAAAUAAAGAAACUGCUUUUUAUUCCACGUCUGAGCCUGGAUAUUCAUCCUUGUUAGGCAGGACCCGGUACUCUGCAUCUAGUGGUUGGGAACCCACUAGCUGGACUCCUAUGGUAAGAAUGUACUUUAUUUGCUAUUGUGGUGGUGGUCUCUGAAACUGAUUUUAUCCUUGUUUUAUAGGUCCAUAUUGAUACAUUUUAACUGGACACACUUUGUUUAGGAACGCUAUAUUAACCCCUUAAAACAUGGUUUAUUUCUCACAUUGAGGUGGGCUGUUCAAAGCUAAUGGAUAAGUCAGAUAUUGUAGACUAAAUUACAUCUUCAACUAGUGUCAUUCUAAAACCUCGAAAUGAUAUCAUCCUGCAUAAGUCUUGAUAAUUAUCACAGGCAAAUCUGUUGUUGGCCAUUGCAGGCAAAAAGGGAUUCAUUUUGACAAAUUCAUAGAUGAAGCAGCUUCCUUUUUUUUGUGUUUCAUUGUUACUACAGUGUUUCAGUUUGUUUCCCUUGUUUUCCAUGCAUUGCAGGCUCAGUGGGUCCCCCCUCACUGAGAAGUGGUGGCGGUGUCCCACGGAGCCCUCCCUCUGGCCUUCGUCAUGCCGUCCAAUGCACGGGCUGGCAGCUUGAAGGACCCAGAGGUGGCCGAGCUCUUCUUUAAAGAUGAUCCCGAAAAGCUAUUUGCAGACCUCCGAGAGAUUGGGCAUGGAAGCUUUGGGGCAGUAUAUUUUGUGAGUACCCUCGGGGAACUUUGUGCAUUAUAUUUUUGUCUUGCUUUGUUCAUUUAUGUCACCGUUUUAAAUCACACACCUGUCUCGUGUUCUGUGUGUCUCCAUUCAUCUCUACUCUAUAUAUGGCCCCUGGCCUCUUACGUUUUAACCUGUAUUGUCUUGUCUUGUCCUCCGCAGGCCAGGGAUAUCCGGAAUAAUGAAGUUGUUGCUAUUAAGAAAAUGUCAUAUAGUGGGAAGCAGUCGAACGAGGUAGGUGUCUAAUUAAAAUGGCAACCCAGCUAAAGUUAUUAGUAUUAAGAAAAAAAUCGGAAAUUUUAAAAAGAAUUCUGUUACAUUUAUAGAAAAUAUUUUUCUGGGGCAAAGUUCUAAAAGUGUCACAAAUGGCAGGACGAUUUCAUUGGUUUCCGUGGUAACUACUCCAUGUUUCAAACUUUGCACCAAAGCCCCUCUGUUUCUAAAUAACCCCUUCUUCCCUUUUGUUGCUGCCACUGACAGCCAGGGCACAUUCUUCUGUUUUUAUUUAAAGGGUGUCCUCAUUGAGGUUUGUUGGCUGGAGGCAGAUCUUGGCUGAGUAAGCAUUGUUCUUCUCUUGGUCCAUUUUUAAAAACUGUAAAAACAAAAAAGUUAGCCCCACAGCACGCACCUAGUCUCCAAUAGGGUGCAUUAAAAACACCCUGGAAAAAGUACUUAAAGUACUUGUACAUCUCCCAGAAUCCCUUGCUAACCAUGGUUUCUGGGUUAGUACAGCUCUCUCGUGGGCUUUCUUUUAGCUCUUGCAUGCGAGAACUGUACUGCUGGCUGAUUGUCAUUCAUUAAUAAAUGAGAAGUAUUCACACAAGUGAAUUGAAGCCUCUGUUUGAAGAGUGCUUCUCUGUAAUAUUUUUUUCUUGAUGAAUUGGUAGCUUCUGGCUGAGCCGUUUGUAUUUCUGCACUAUCGAUGUGUAUCCUUUCUUUAUUACCUUCUCUAGGCAAUCAAUUGGUUAAAAUGGAGUGCUGAAAUAUUGAUUGUAGUUUUUGUCUGUGGAACAUGGUGUGUUUUCUGAACACGCUUUCUGCUUCUCUUCAACCUACAGAAAUGGCAGGAUAUCAUAAAAGAGGUGAAAUUUCUACAGAAACUCAGACACCCGAACACUAUAGAAUAUAAAGGAUGUUACCUGAGGGAGCACACUGCCUGGGUGAGUACUUUAUGGCCCUUGAUCUGAGCUCCCUGUCUGUGUCAAUUGGAAACACCAGACCCCUACAUGUAUGUCUGUUACCUACCUGGAUUUAGUUCCAUGUUAUUCCUAUUGUACACAUAGUCCUUUUUAGUUAGCCUUUAAAGCAACUACUGGAAGGCUAUUCCAGGUAUCUAGUACCCAUUUAUAUCUCUGCCAACCUUUACUGCUCCCACUGGAAGGCUAUUCCAUGUACAGUUUCAAGAAAAUGUAUGUGAACCCUUUGGAAUGAUAUGGAUUUCUGCACAAAUUGGUCAUAAAAUGUGAUCUGAUCAUCUAAGUCACAACAAUAGACCAUCACAGUCUGCUUAAACUAAUAACACACAAAGAAUGAAAUGUUGCCAUGUUUUUUAUUGAACACACCAUGUAAACAUUCACAGUGCAGGUGGAAAAAGUAUGUGAACCCUUGGAUUUAAUAACCAGUUGAACCUCCUUUGGCAGCAAUAACUUCAACCAAACGUUUCCUGUAGUUGCAGAUCAGACGUGCGCAACGGUCAGAAGUAAUUCUUGACCAUUCCUCUUUACAGAACUGUUUCAGUUCAGCAAUAUUCUUGGGAUGUCUGGUGUGAAUCGCUUUCUUGAGGUCAUGCCACAGCAUCUCAAUCGGAUUGAGGUCAGGACACUGACUGGGCCACUUCAGAAGGCGUAUUUUAUUCUGUUUAAGCCAUUCUGUUGAUUUACUUCUAUGCUUUGGGUCAUUGUCCUGUUGCAACACCCAUCUUCUGUUGAGCUUUAGCUGGUAGACAGAUUGCCUUAAGUUCUCCUGCAAAAUGUCUUGAUAAACUUGGGAAUUAAUUUUUCCUUCGAUGAUAGCAAUCCGUUCAGGCCCUGACGCAGCAAAGCAGCCCCAAACCAUGAUGCCCCCACCACCAUACUUCACAGUUGGGAUGAGGUUUUGAUGUUGGUGUGCUGUGCCUCUUUUUCGCCACACAUAGUGUUGUGUGUUUCUUCCAAACAACUCAACUUUGGUUUCAUCUGUCCACAGAAUAUUUUGCCAGUACUGCUGUGGAACAUCCAGGUGCUCUUGUGCAAACUGUAAACGUGCAGCAAUGUUUUGUUUGGACAGCAGUGGCUUCCUCUGUGGUAUCCUCCCAUGAAAUCCAUUCUUGUUUAGUGUUUUACGUAUUGUAGAUUCGCAAACAGGGAUGUUAGCAUUUGCCAGUGACUUUUGUAAGUCUUUAGCUGACACUCUGUGCUGUGUUCUUGCAAUCAUCUUUACAGGACGGCCACUCCUAGGGAGAGUAGCAGCAGUGCUGAACUUUCUCCAUUUUAUAGACAAUUUGUCUUACCGUGGACUGAUGAACAGCAAGGCUUCUGGAGAUACUUUUAUAACCCUUUCCAGCUUUAUGCAAGUCAACAAUUCUUAAUCGUAGGUCUUCUGAGAGCUCUUUUGUGCGAGGCAUCAUUCACAUCAGGCAAUGCUUCUUGUGAAAAGCAAACCCAGAACUGGUGUGUGUUUUUUUUUUUUUUUUUAUAGGACAGGGCAGCUGUAACCAACACCUCCAAUCUAAUCUCAUUGAUUGGACUCCAGUUGGCUGACAUCUCACUCCAAUUAGCUCUUAGAGAUGUCAUUAGUCUAGGGGUUCGCAUACUUUUUCCACCUGCACUGUGAAUGUUUACAUGGUGUGUUCAAUAAAAACAUGGCAACAUUUCAUUCUUUGUGUGUUAUUAGUUUAAGCAGACUGUGAUUGUAUAUUGUUGUGACUUAAAAUGUGAUCUGAUCAUCAUCUAUAACCAAUUUGUGCAGACAUCCAUAUCAUUCCAAAGGGUGCACAUACUUUUUCUUGCAACUGUAUAUACUACCCUUUAAAUAUCACUGGAAGCCUUUUAUUGGUAUGCAAUGGUUGGACAAACCAAGUUCCCUCUAUCACCAAUACAAUGUACUGAUUGUUGGCUGGAAGAGCAAUACAUGUAAAUGAUCUAAUAAACCACCCAGAAAUCUCGUAUCAGCCUUUGUAAAGUCUAUGAAGGCUGAAUGUCGUGUGAUCUCCCUAUACAGUGUCUGCGUUUUGCUACAUUUAAAGUGGAUCUCUGAUCUGCAAACUGUGUGCCUGCCAUGGUACUCUUCCUGAAGGUUAAUAAUUGUACAUUUACCUGAACUUGGUCUUCAGUGAGUGCUCCAAUACAAUACCUUGCUUAGUAUUUACUCUGCAAUACCUUGUUCCCAAUUGUAUAGGUCACAGGCAGCUACCUGCACCUAUCUCUGUACCCUAGAGGUAUAAACGAGAAUCCGCAAUGAUAUCCAUAUAGCUAGGAUAAUGUGUAGCUAAUGUCGGGUUAUGUAUGUGGUGUAUAUGUGGCGCCUGGCAAGGUGUACGUGUUAUACAUGUGGUAUAUGGUGAGGUAUACAUGCAGUCUGUGUGUGCUUUGCAUACAGGGGCUGAUGGUUGGUUUGUGCCAGCGCAGAGCAAUGAGUGCUUUGUGUGGGAGGUUGGAGCAGUGCAUUUCAGUAAAAGCAAUCACAAUAACCCCCUGCAGGCUGCCCGCGUCACUGCCUAACACCCCCUCAUCCUCAGCCAUGGCUGUCAUCUACUUCUCUCCAUGAAAGGCCAAGAACCCCUGCUGGCACCUUGGUGUCAUCUGACCCUCCAAGCUAAUCAGUCUCCCCUCUUCUCUCCUUUCUGACUCUCAGCUGGUGAUGGAGUACUGCCUGGGAUCUGCUUCUGACCUCCUGGAGGGUGAGUGUCACAUACCACGCUUUCCACUACUUCCCAUUGUGCUUUAUUUCAAAUUAAUCCCAACGCUCCUUUUCAGUCAAUGCUUUGUUUGUCCUUUUGAUUCCUAGAAGGUUAAUUAAUGAGAUGGUGUAAUGCAGCUUGCUAUACUUCUGUCUUGCUUUCUGCAAAUGGUUAAAAACAACCUGCUUCUCUUGUAUCUUCCGAACAGUGCACAAGAAACCCCUGCAGGAGGUGGAGAUUGCUGCUAUAACCCAUGGUGCACUGCAAGGCUUGGCCUAUCUCCAUGCACACAAUAUGAUCCACCGGUAAGAGGCAGGAAAUUAGUCCCUUUUCUCCUCUUCAUCAAACUGAUCCCAUUUAUGUUCACAACCUUCUGGCUUAAUUAUUGGGAUCUUCUAAAUUGCCCUUUCGGCACUAUUUCAUGUCCAACCUUUCUUUGUGUCUUAUUCCGCAUUAUUUCUCAAUUUUUUUUUUGUGAUUUUUAUCAAUGUCCAUAUCGAUGACUUCCUGAUCUUGUCUCUGGUCUCCUCAACAGAGAUGUCAAAGCUGGGAAUAUCCUCCUCACGGAGCCAGGCUUGGUGAAGCUGGGAGACUUUGGCUCGGCCUCCAUUGUCGCUCCAGCAAACUCAUUUGUUGGAACUCCUUACUGGUGAGAAGUUUCUUGAGUCCCUAGAAUGUUCCUACUUAUUCUUGUUACAAUAUAAUGGGGUGAAAUUCUAUUUGCUGGGGAUAAAUAUUUACUUGCUGAAAAUUAUGCUGUGUGUGUAUGUAUAUAUGUAUUGCAUGUUUGCACUGUGUGUGAGAAUUUUCUCUGUGUAUGUCUUGUUAAUCCAGGAUGGCUCCAGAGGUAAUCCUUGCCAUGGACGAAGGACAGUAUGAUGGGAAAGUGGAUGUGUGGUCUCUUGGGAUCACAAGUAUCGAGCUGGGUGAGUGCAAAAUCUGGGUAUUUAAAUUAGUUUGGUUGUAUUCACAAUUUUCCCUUUUCUAACUGGCAGCAUGAGGGCUAUGCUGCGGUGUGCCGCUCGCCCUGUGGUCUGCAUAUCCUCUAUCCAAAAUUGCAGGCUUCUUGAUGUGGUGUUCUGCUAAGGACAGUAAACCGUCUAAAGAGAGAACUUUUGUAAAUGCACGCAUAGUCCCUGUCUCUGCAAUCUGGGAAUGUACGUUACCUUUUCAGAGAACCCGCAAUUUUUAUAUCCAGCCAAAAACACACUAAAAACUAAAAACUUCCGAACUGCAAGUCACAAAAGGUGCUUUUAUGUUUUUGAUUUUAUUUUAAAGGUAGCUUCGCAAAAGGUAAGGAGCACAUUAAAAAGAAAAAUGAGUAUAUUUCCUUUAGUUGUUUUAACACUUUGAUAACUUUCAGCGUGAUCAGUCGGUUGACUUUCGCACUGUUUUAACUCUAUACAGAAGAAUCCAUCAACGUACUGUUAAAGGGUAAUAUUUCUAUCUUUUCCCCAUGCAGCGGAGAGGAAACCACCUCUCUUUAACAUGAAUGCAAUGAGUGCCUUAUAUCACAUUGCUCAGAAUGAGUCUCCCGUCCUGCAGUCCAAUCACUGGUGAGUACUGUGCAGGAAAACGCCAUUACUGUGUUUAACUACCGCUUGCCAAGAACUUAUUGUGUUGAUUGUUAUUAUACCUCUCUUUUUUUUAAUCAUUAUGGAAGGUGUGCAUUGAAAAAUAUGAAGAAAAUAAACUUUAAAAGAGAUGUCAGUAAGAGAUGUUUCUUGAAUUUGGCAUCUUGGGUUCCUGGAGUUUCCCUUUAAUAGAUACAUAGCAGCUAAGGACGGUAACUGUAUUAACAAUGAGAUGAAGACAGAAUGGCAAAUGUGAGGUCAAGGUAGCCAAGUGGAGCUGUAAAUGAAGAUGAUUUCUCCUGUUCAUAUACUUUGGUCUGGUUUUGCAUUUUGGGUUUUCAUUUCAACGCAGCUCAUUGUUGAGUGAAUAAACAUAUAAAUGUUUAUUUGUGGAGUUACCUGAAUUCAGUUUUCUGUGUUUUAAAGAACACAGUUCUAAUUAAUAAAUUAAAGGGAGAUUGCCAGGUCUGUAGUUUCACUGACCUUUAUAAAGCUUGAUCAACUGCUACUCAUCUUUUCUUUUCUAAUUUUACCUGGUAGUGUAGAAGUGGGGUUUUUUGUUUUUGGUUUUUUGCACCAUUAGUAAAUGAGAGACAGAUUUCCUGUGUACAAAAUGAGGAGACCGAGACAUGACAAACACUGAGUGAUGUCCUCUGCUUUUUACUCAGGUCUGAAUAUUUCCGAAACUUUGUGGAUUCCUGUCUACAAAAGAUCCCCCAAGAUAGACCCAGCUCUGACAUUUUGCUGAAGGUGUGUUUAGACGGAAUUCCGGAGCUCUGUGCCAUGGACUCUCACUGCAUCAUAUUGGGUUGCUUAGGUUUGGGCUAAAGGCCAUCAGAAACCACGGUAUAGCGUUCUGCAGGCAGGUGCUGUUCAACCAAUGUAGGACUGGUAUGUCCCAAGCCACCUCAAAUACAGUGGUUUCAGUGCUAUUAUUCGUUGAAAACAUACCUUUUAAAUUUUGUGAGUUAUGUUUCCACAUUAAAGGACUGCUGUGCGAGGAGGUCCCAUACACCGGCUAACCAAAAGGGGUUAAAUUGUUAAUGAAUGGUUUUUGCCCAAAGUCGUCAAGCUGUCACCUGAUCGCUCUGUCCUGUACUUCCUCUCAAUGUCAGAGGCUUUAAUCAGGAAUAGAAAGUACAGGGGAGAGUGGCGGGUUAAAAUGGUCAUUAACAGUUAACACUUUCUGGUAAGCUGGCGUCCAUGACCACCUCGCACAAUAACAACCUAAUUGCAAGGAAGUUAUGGUGGCCGGAAUUGAAUAAUUAAAGUUAGUAACAGGCAGAAGCAUGCAAAUAUCUCUAGUGAGGCUGCAAAUAAAUGGGAUCUUUUAUAAGCUGUUCAUGAAGGUAAAAAAAGAAACAAAUAGCCGAGCCUGGGUAGUGUUUGUUUCAUUGAUGUGUCUUUUGGAAACUGUUGCUGUAGCCUUGGUUUUUGAAGCUUUGUUUGUUUGCUUUUUUCCCCAUCCCUUCAGCACCGAUUCCUGCAGAGGGAGCGUCCUCAAACCGUGAUAAUGGAGCUUAUCCAGCGCACAAAGGAUGCAGUGAGGGAGCUGGAUAACCUGCAAUACCGCAAGAUGAAGAAAAUCCUCUUCCAAGACACCCAGAAUGGACCCAACACUGAGACUACAGAAGAGGAGGAGGUAGCGAGUAGAGUCAUGGUGGAAGGCCUGGGUCUGGGAUGGCGAGCAGCUUGGGAAUGGUCAAGCUUUGAAAGAGAUGGCUCUGUAUGCUAGUUUAAUUCUUUGGGUUGCAAUUAAGGGUCAUAGACUGUAAUUUUCUUGUUAGUAUUUAUGUAUUUUUGCAAGAUGUAAUGCCAUAAUACAGUCGGCUAUCCCAGGUAGAGCUUUCUUCUGCAGCGAAGGUUGGUGAGGUAUCUGGGGAAUUGGUUGUGGUGCAGAGAGGUGGUUUUUGGGGACGUUGUGAGAGGUGGUGAGGUGAUUUGUUGGGAUUAAUGGGUAGCUUAACUGCAGGUUGUAUUACCAUUUACCAUAUUGAGUAGAAAAUUGAGCUGAUUCUGUGAUUCUCAGGAGUCUGAGCAGUUCCUUCACUGCACGGGCACUAUAACCAGCAUGGAGAGCAGCCAGUCUGUGCCCAGCAUGUCCAUCAGUGCCAGCAGUCAAAGCAGCUCUGUCAACAGUCUGGCGGAUGCCUCUGAUGACAGCGGAGAAAUGGCUAUGAUGCAGGAGGGGGAGCACACCGUGACCUCAAACAGCUCUGUAAUACACCGCCUGCCAGUAGGUUUAUUUGGUGUCUUUGCAGUAUGUUUAAACACAGAGCUGAAUAGUGCCUGGCUGCUAAAAUCAUUUAUCUUUCUAGGCACAUGAAAAUAUAUAUGACGAUCCUUACCAGCCAGAAAUGGAGGCCCAGCAAUCCUCCUCUGCAGCUCGUAGACGUGCUUACUGCCGCAAUCGGGACCACUUUGCCACUAUCCGUACGGCCUCCCUGGUAAGCAGUUGCACACUUCACCAUCAAAGUUUAAAUCUCUUCCAGUUGAUUUGUGUUCAACUGCUUGCUUUUACUUUCCCUUUUCCCUGUAACUGUAAGAUCUAUUUGUUUUGGUUCAUGGAAUAAGUUCCUGUGUCUCUGCUAUCAGGUUUUUAUUUGCCAAUUCUGGAUUUUGCACUCCUUGUUAUACACCCGCUUUCAAACUAUGCUCAUGCCUUUCCUUUGUGGUACCGCUUAUGCUUUACUUCAUCACUGCUUGCUUUACUUCAGGUGACCCGUCAGAUUCAGGAACACGAACAGGACUCUGCUCUCCGGGAACAGAUGUCAGGAUAUAAACGCAUGCGACGGCAGCACCAGAAGCAGCUGAUGGCUCUAGAGAACAAAUUGAAAUCCGAACUUGAUGAGCACCAACAGCGUCUGGACAAAGAGCUAGAGGCCCAUAGGAGCAACUUCUCUGCUGAGACAGAUAAGCUCUCCAAGAAACACCAGGCCAUCUUUGAGAAAGAGGUACAGCGUUUCUGUAGGCAGAGGAGUAGGAUGUGUUAAAUGGUGCCGUAUGUAUGAGGGACUGAAGAGAUGGAUAUUACUUUUUAGUAUAAGAGUUAUGUCCAAUGCGUUACUUGAAGGUACACCAUUACUGGGAUAUACUAUUAGUAUAAUAUUCAUAUAGAUUUAAAAGGGUGGGAUAAAGGUAGAUGAAUAAAACAAUGUUCUGUAUAUGAUGCCUGUGGUGCAUACAGAUAGUUCACUGAACCCUCACACCAUAUCACGCUUAUUACAUUCGUCUUCACAAUUCUGUGUGGAGAGAUAUAUAUAUAUAUAUAUAUAUAUAUAUAUAUAUAUAUAUAUAUAUAUAUAUAUAUAUAUAUAUAUAUAUAUAUAUAUAUAUAUAUAUAUAGUAUAGUUGAAAAAGGAUGCACUCAGAGGUAUUUUUAGAAGAAAUAUCUCUAUCUAUCUAUCUAUUGUUCUAUCUAUCUAUCUAUCUAUGAUUUAGUGAUGUGAUAUUGCAGUUAUCCUGGCUGACCUGUUCUUACCUCCCACAGGCUAAAGCAGCAAUGACCGAGGAAAAGAAGUUCCAGCAACAUAUUUUGGGGCAACAGAAAAAGGAGCUGACUAACCUCCUGGAAAGCCAAAAGCGUCAGUACAAAAUCCGCAAGGAGCAGCUUAAAGAGGUGAGCUGCAUAGCUGGAGCUGUACCUUGCGUCUGUGAAUUAGUGGAGGCCAUGUGCUUGUUAAAAUACUAUCCCCUGUCAGGCCAGCACCGAACAGUGUUGAGCUAGGAGGUCCUUCCUUGCUCUCGAUAACUGUGCAGGGUAAGUUCCCUUGCUUACAUUGUUCUUUAUUAUCUUAUCUUAGGAACUGCAGGAGAACCAGAGCACACCGAAACGUGAAAAGCAGGAGUGGCUGCUCCGCCAAAAGGAAAGCAUGCAACACUACCAGGCCGAGGAAGAGGCCAAUCUGCUCCGCCGGCAGCGCCAAUACUUCGAGCUGCAGUGUCGGCAGUACAAGAGGAAGAUGCUGCUGGCACGGCACAACCUUGACCAAGACCUCUUGCGAGAGGUGAGGGCUAUGUGACUACCAAGGAGAUCUUAUGUGUUUGCGUUUUACUGGAAGAAAAUCUCUAUUUAUGUUUCUCCCCCUUUCUUGUCCUGCAGGAGCUGAACAAGAAACAGACACAACGUGAUUUAGAAUGUGCUAUGCUCCUGCGGCAGCAUGAAUGCACUCAAGAAUUAGAAUUCCGCCACUUGCAGCUUUUGCAGCACACACGCAGCGAGUUAAUUCGCCUCCAGCACCAGACGGAACUGGGCAACCAGUUGGAGUAUAACAAGCGUCGCGAGCAGGAGCUGCGGCAGAAGCACGCCGCAGAGGUUCGACAGCAACCUAAAAGCCUGAAAGUAAGGCCCGGGGAGGAUGAGGAGGGGGGAGAGGGAGAUCGCUUCAGCCUCUGCAGCUCUGAGGAUGAAGAGCCAGUGGAUUUGGGGAUAACCCCAGAACGUACUGAGGCUGAUGGCUGCCCAGAUUCAGAUGUGCCUUACUUUGAGUUGACUUCAGAGUGGGUAUCAGAACCAGCUGCCCCUCCCCGUCUGCCACCAUCAGCAGUCUCCUCUUCCCUGCCUAGCCAUGCCAUUUGUGCUGUGCUCACUCUACUGGCAGCCACACGCCCUUUCUGCCCCUGGUCUUUGUUACCCCUUCUGAUGGCCCUACUCACACUUUGGAGGCCUGGGCCCCUUUUGGACUCUGCUUUAAUUGCCCUGGAGACUCUGGGGGCCAGUCUACUGUGUGGCUACAUCUUUCUGCGCUGGGUGUUGGCUCUAAGCCCCAUUUCCUUCCUGUUGGUAACGCAGAGCUCAGGCGCACUGGCUGCACUAGCUCUGAGCUACCGUCUACGGUUAUAUUAUGUGCCAGUUCUGGCUAUAGCAGUGGGGGUAUUCACCUCACCAGGAAUCUUCCUCUCCCUGUUUCUGUUGGCUGGCUCUCUGGGUAAACAGACAGGCCAAUGGUUAAAGGACUGGCCAAAGAGAGGGCGCAAACUGUGGCUCAGAGCGCUACUUCGCUUGCCUCGGCCACUUUUUAGAGUCCUGCAGCGCUGUGGGGCUGCUGGCGAAGGAGGUCUGUUUUACCUUUUCCCCAAAACGUACAAGGGUGGGUACCGCAGCCGUAUCCCUGUUCUUGCAAGGAACUCUCAGGCUGGCAGUGGAAAAACCUUGUGGAAUAGCCUAGUGAGGACACCCAAACUACUGACCAAAGCAUUAAAUGAUAGCCUGGCGCAAGGGGUUAGGAGACUGUGUGGCGUUCUGCCUCUUAUGGUUCUCCAGUACUUGGAGAGGUUAAAACUGUUAAGGGUUGAAAAACCAAGCCGAAUCCCGAAGCUGCAGAGUAGAGCGGAGCGUAGAAGAGAAGAAUUGAAGCGGAGGGUGCAGCAUGGCCCACUGAUAGGCAGGUCAAUGAUCAGGCAGAGCACUGUAAGGAGAUCAAACCCACAAAUCCCAUGGAGAUGAGGCACUUUUUCCAGACUUGUCCCCCUUUCUAAAACCAUAAAGUGCCUUAGAAGAUAAAUUGUCAUGUUAGGGCAGCCCUGUAGGCCAUGUCACUGGGAUGACCUAAUGUGAUGCAUUAAUUUUUAAGAAAAUUUGAUGGACCAUACCGCUGGUUGACCGAACAAGAUACAGUUGUGUUAGAGCAGUCUAAUGGACCAUACCACUGGGGUGGCCUAAUGAGUGACAGUUGUCUGGGCAAUCCAGUGGAUCAUACCACUUUACCUGGGUAGAAGCAAUCUGUGGUUUUAACCCAAUUUAUUGAACCAUAACACAGGCGUGGCCUGAAGAGAGACAAUGUUAGGGCAGUUCUAUGGAUCAUACCACUGAGUUGACCUUGAAGGGUUUUUGUUUUGUUUUUUCUGUUUUUCAUAUUUGGUUUGUGCUGGUCUCAAAGGCAGAGAAGCGGUUAAGGCGUCUUUCUUAUUCUAGUAGACAAACGUUUCCGAGGUCUAAAACCACGCUAAGGGCAGGGCAUUACACAGCAUGCAACUUCAUAAACAGCUGCUUUUGUCUCAUGAUAUACUGUAUUAUUCUGUUAACUUGUGUGUCACUGUAAUAUAUCUGUGCUUUCUUUUGGCAGACUGUGUGAUUUCUGAUGAUGUCCGUGGCUGUAUCACUUAUAAUACAGAGCUAUUCUGCUGCUGCCCAUUGUGACUUGGCUCUAUUUACUGUGGUGCUGCCACGUCUAACAUGGCUUUAUUUAAUAGAGUAUCAAGGGGCCAAUCUCUUUGCAAAUUCUGUUUUGAGAAUAGAACUUGUUAGAAUUCCUGUGUCUGCAGUGACACCCUGUGGUUAUUGUGAGUUUUGCAGUUCUUGUUGUUCUCAAGCAGCAGUGUAGGUGAGCUGGUGGAAGCUUGGUCUGUAAUUAAAAUCUAACAGACCUGUUUCACAGCAGUGUAUCUGUGAGCGCUAGACCGACCUUGCAUACACUAAAGUUUUUCAACUGAGAUACUUUAUAACUCUGUCCCUCAGCUUCUAUGAUUGUGUUUUUGUUGUUUUUUUGUUUUUGUUUUUUUUUUUUGGCUGACAAGGGGGUGAUGGGAGUGGGGUCUCAGAAAAUCACAAUGAAAUAAGUCCAUAUUUUCCUCUCUUACAUUUCCUGUUACCUUAUCAAACAGACCUGACCUCCUACAGGGACUUUAAUUCUGUAUCUAGUGACACCCAGUGGCUAUUCUUUACAUUGCAACUGUUCUAUUGCUUCACAGAUUGGAGGUAUAUUUAUAGAGAGAGAGUUUUAUUGCUAGAUGGGGGAGGCACAUUAACCUCUUCCUAUGCCGGAGACCAGCCUAUCCUAAACCUCUGCACUCAGGACAAAAAACAAAACAAAACACCAUUUUUAUUUUUUGGUAUAUCACCUUUUUUAUUUUUUACCAGAUUUUUGUGCAUAUUUUUAUUUAUUUUCUUCCCUUCCUGCACCUUGUUAAAACGAUUACAUAAAAUUAAUACCUGCUAACAAUUCUGUACUUUAUAUACAUAAAAUAUAUAUAUUUAAUUAACCCUUUUUCUGCCAGAGGGAGAGACACCAAAGGCAGCUAAGGUGUUAAAUCUAUUUAUUUAACAUUUCAUAAAUAUGUAUAUAUAAUUCUGUCCAUAUUUUUUGUUCGUUUUUUUUUUUUUUUUCCCUCAGUGUAAAGAUUUUUUUUUUGUGUCCUUUUUGUGUUUUGUUUUGUUUUUUUGUUGAUUUUGUAAUAAAUGUGUUGCUGGAUUUUCAACUCAUUGAAGUGUCUUUCAUUUCUUUAUAUUUUAUCACCAUCUGUCUGGGAAUGGAGGCUGGGAAAUCACACAAGGCGGUCUCUCAUGAGCAAGGAAAUGGUUAAUGGUGCAGUGUAACACAGCCAGAGCUGACUGGGAAAUUGAGUAUGGCUAAUGGGGAGGGGAGCUUGGUAUCGUUGGGGACCUAUGCUUCCUGCCACAUAACCAGUGCCCUAUUGCAGGUGUUGUGACUGUACCAAGCAUUCUGUUUGCUUGUUAACGGAUAUGUGUGCACACUGGGUCGUGGUCAAAUACUUGGGUACAGUCGUAGGGAAGUCUUGCCCUAAUGCGCGAUUACAGGAGAGUCUUCUACUAGUGUACAGUGGCAGGGGAGUACAGAUAAACAUCAAUACUAGCAAGGAGUUUGCACAUUUAAAGGGUAUACAUAUUCUGGGACACAGAAGUAUGUGCACACCUGAUGUGUACAGAUACAGAGGUGUGUGCACACCUGAUGUGUACAGAUACAGAGGUGUGUAGAGAUACACAGGUGUGUGCACACCUGAUGUGUAGAGAUACACAGGUGUGUGCACACCUGAUGUGUAGAGAUACACAGGUGUGUGCACACCUGAUGUGUAGAGAUACACAGGUGUGUGCACACCUGAUGUGUACUGGUAAAGGUGGGUACAUACAACUUGGGGUCAGUGGCAUGUACAGAUGGGUAUAUACACACACCCUGAGAACAGUGAUACUGUGUACAGAAAUAGAGGUAAGCACUCCCUAAGGCCAGUGUAAUAUGUACAGAUAUUGGAGUAUGUGCAGAUAGACAAUACAUGGUUUGUAUAUGUCCUGGUGUUGUGUAAAGGUAGCGUAUACACAAAUUGUGUAUGUGAGUUGGGUGUAAUGUGUUCAAAUAGUGUGGUAUACAUGUGGGACAUCUAUAAUGUUUACUUUGGGUAUACACACUGGCAAUUGGCUAUGUGUAUGGGUAAAGGGGCUAUGUGUACAUUGGUUGGUGGUAGUGUAUAUGGGUAAAGGGGCUAUGUGUACAUUGGUUGGUAGUGUAUAUGGGUAAAGGGGCUAUGUGUACAUUUGGUUGGUGGUAAUGUGUACGGGUAAAGGGGCUAUGUGUACAUUGGUUAGUAGUGUAUAUGGGUAAAGGGGCUAUGUGUACAUUGGUUGGUGGUAGUGUAUAUGCGUAAAGGGUUAUGUGUACAUUGGUUGUACAUGAACUGGUGGUAAUGUGGACGGGUAAAGCUAUGUGUUGGCUGGUGGUAAUUCGUACAGAUAAAGUUGUACACACACAGGCCAGUGGUAUUGUGGGGCAGGAUAUACAUGUGCACAGUUGGGCUUGUAAUGUGUAAAUGUGGAGGGCUUUAUAUGUACAGAUGGAAUUGGUGUGCACACAGGCUGUUAUUAAAGUGUACAUAUUUGAUUCACUUUCUUUUUUCCUCCCCUCUCAAUCCUUUCUCAUUCACCUGUUUUGCUCUAUGGUUUUGUUUUCUUACCCAACACUUUAUCUGCAUGGUCCUUUUCUUUCAUUUUGUAUCUUCUUUCCUUUACCAACGGUUUUCCUUCCUGCGGUUUCAUGUCACCUCAUCCUCUCUCUUCCCACUUUGAUCCCUUCCGAUUGAUUUUGCCUCCUCUUCCUUUUUCCUCCUACCUUCAGUCCAAGGAGCUGCAGAUAAAGCGCCAGUUUCAGGACACUUGUAAGAUCCAGACGCGACAAUAUAAGGCUCUGCGCAACCACUUACUGGAGACUACACCCAAGAGUGAGCAUAAAAGUAUCCUGAAAAGACUGAAGGAUGAACAGACUCGCAAGCUGGCAAUCCUGGCUGAACAAUAUGACCACAGUAUAAACGAGAUGCUGUCCACACAAGCUGUACGUUACCCCUUUUCCCUGUCACAAUAACUGACAAGUGGCAGCAACGCACCCCUCAAACUUCAGAGUAGGCAAUUCUAUAGUCACAUUUUACACAAAUACUAAGCAGUGCUAUCCGUUUAAUCCCUGCCGCUAAUACGACAUACCCAUAGUAAUCCAUCCCCUGCCGCUAAUACUGCGCACCCAUAGUAAUCCACCCCCUGCCGCCAAUACUAUACACCCAUAGUGAUCCAUCCCCUGCCGCCAAUACUACACACCCAUAGUGAUCCCUCCCCUGCCGCCAAUACUACACACCCAUAGUGAUCCCUCCCCUGCCGCCAGUACUACACACCCAUAGUGAUCCCUCCCCUGCCGCCAAUACUACACACCAUAGUGAUCCACCCCCUGCCGCCAAUACUACGCACCCAUAGUGAUCCACCCCCUGCCGCCAAUACUACACACCCAUAGUGAUCCAUCCCCUGCCGCCAAUACUACGCACCCAUAGUGAUCCACCCCCUGCCGCCAAUACUACGCACCCAUAGUGAUCCCUCCCCUGCCGCCAGUACUACACACCCAUAGUGAUCCCUCCCCUGCCGCCAAUACUACACACCCAUAGUAAUCCCUCCCCUGCCGCCAGUACUACACACCCAUAGUAAUCCCUCCCCUGCCGCCAGUACUACACACCCAUAGUGAUCCCCUGGUCAUUUUGCUGAUGUAAUAUGGGGAUGUCCUAUUAAACAAGUAUUUGUACACAGUGGAAUCCUACUACCUGCUCACUCAGCUUUCUUACUGUGAGUGCAUCAAGCGCCCCUGCCUAGUGUGCGUGGACCGUGUGAGCAGGAUGUGCAUAGUAACGUUGCCCUUGUCGGCUCCAUGGGGAAGCAAGCUUUCCACGUGCAAUGGCACUAAGAAUGGGGCAAUAAAGAUUUCACAGAUGCGGAGUGAGAAGAGAGUGCAGAUAAGAUUAGACUAAUGGUUUAUUGUAAAAUGCAGAUCGCUUGGGAUUUAAAAAAUAAAAUAGCAAUAAUUUUGUUUUGACACUGCAUGUUAUGUGAAAUAUUUAACUAGAAAAGUAUUUUUAUAAAGGGAGCAAACAUUGAAGCAUUGCUGUUUUUUUUGUUUAAUGAUUGUGAGUGGAUUAUUUAACUGUAUUUUUUAGUGUUACUGCCAUUGUGAGUGUUAAUAUUGUGAUAUCUCGCCCUUCUAUUGCAUUUAGUUGCGUCUGGAUGAGACCCAGGAGUCUGAGUACCAAGAGCUGCGGAUCCAGCUGCAGAAAGAGCUGGAGCUUCUAAAUGCUUAUCAGAGUAAGAUCAAAAUUCACACAGAAGCCCAGCAUGAACGGGAGAUCAAGGAGUUGGAGCAGCGCGUGUCAAUCCGCCGGGCGUUACUGGAACAAAGGGUGAGUGUGCCAGAGCUAAUCAGAAACAGGCAAUGUGUUGGCAUUGUGACGUCCAGUCCUACAGUUUGCUCUGAAGCUGGGCAUGGGAUUACUUGAUCCAUAACAAUACUAGUCUCAAUUGUCCCCACAGAUAGAAGAGGAGAUGCUGUCCCUGCAGAGCGAACGCUCCGAACGGAUUCGGAGCCUCCUAGAGCGACAAGCCCGUGAAAUUGAAGCCUUUGACUCUGAGAGCAUGCGACUAGGAUUCAGCAACAUGGCACUGACUGGAAUUCCUGCCGAAGCCUUCAACCAGGGUUACCCUGCUCCUCCGCCCGGAUGGCCUUCCCGACCUGUUCCUCGCAGCGGCUCACAUUGGAGUCAUGGGGUGCAGAACACGGGUGCCCCUCAACUCUGGCGACAGCCUACCUUGCUGGCUCCCCCUUCCUCGUCUUGGAGCUUGCACCCACCGGGCUCAUCAUCCUCUGCCAUGCCCUCCUCCUCUUCUUCAUCAUCUUCUGCCUCCCCAUCUUCCUCUUCAUCGGGCGGUCGUGCAGGUCUUCUGCUGCUUCGCAAUAGCCCACAGCCCCUGCGGAGAGGAGCGUCAGGGGGUCCAGCUGAAGCUGGUUUGAGCCGCAGCACUAGCGUCACCUCCCAACUUUCCAAUGGCUCUCAUCUGUCCUAUUCCUAA